AAAGUGUCCAAUUAGGGUUCUCAGCCGAAUUCCCAUCUCUCCGCAACUGAAAUCUCUCUCUCUCUCUCUCUCCUCCAAUGGCGGCCAUAACCCGCCUGGCAAAGCCCUCCUCCUCCAUUUCUUACCUGAGAAGGUGCUUGUCUACAUCCAUCUCAUCAGAAACCAAUCCUCUUUUUUCAAGCCGCAAAGAUCCCAAGGACAGAAAUGUCCAAUGGGUGUUUCUCGGCUGCCCGGGCGUGGGCAAGGGCACCUACGCCAGCCGCCUUUGUAGCCUCCUCGGCGUUCCCCACAUCGCCACCGGUGAUCUCGUUCGCGAAGAGCUCGCCUCCUCAGGGCCCCUCUCUCAACAGCUAUCGGAGAUUGUAAACCAAGGUAAAUUGGUCUCGGAUCAAAUUAUAAUAAACUUAUUGUCAAAGAGACUGGAGGCUGGAGAAGCUAAAGGUGAAUCAGGAUUUAUUCUUGAUGGUUUUCCUCGAACAAUAAAUCAAGCGGAAAUAUUGGAAGGGGUGACUGACAUUGACUUGGUAGUCAAUCUGAAGCUCCAGGAAGAUGUUUUGCUUGAGAAAUGUCUUGGAAGAAGAAUUUGCAGCGAAUGUGGGAAAAAUUUCAAUCUGGCAUCGAUUAAUGUCAAGGGUGAAAAUGGGAAUCCUGGUAUUAGCAUGGCUCCACUUCUUCCCCCAGCACAUUGCACGGUAAAGCUUAUUACUCGGUCAGAUGAUACUGAAGCAGUUGUAAAAGAACGGCUUCGUGUAUACAGUGAAAAGAGUCAGCCUGUGGAGGAAUUUUAUCGUAGUCGAGGAAAAUUAUUGGAGUUUGAUCUGCCAGGAGGGAUCCCACAAUCCUGGCCAAAAUUGCUUGAAGCUCUCAAUCUUGAUGAUUAUGAGGAGAAGCAGUCUGCUGCAGCAUAAGCUUUUGUACUGUACCACUGAAGGUGAGUAUGUUAUUCUUUGCAUGCAAGGUGCAUGCCCGUGAUUUUGCAGGAGGAAAGAAUGAGAAAGAACAUUUUUUUUCUCCAUUAUGAAAUAAUAAAAAAUAAUAAAAAAUUAAAAAAAAAAUAAAAAAAAAAAACUUGAAAUCUGUGUAGUAAUUUGAUCUCUACCGGAUGCCUGGAAUAGGCUUUUUCUAUUUUGUUUGGUUUUAGAUGAAGAGGUUUCUAGUUUAUUAUUGUGUAAGAGGGAGAUAGAGAGAGAGCAUUUGUUACAGUAUUGUUUGGUUGAGGGAUGCUUUUGUUUUAGGAAGUAAUUAUAUGGCAGCAAUAAGCUUCAACAGUGGAAGCUGAUAUAUUGAUACAAUGAUACUGUAUUGUUGUAACUUAUCAUUAAUGCUUUACUCUUAAGCACUUAAGUGCUUAAGUGACGAUCUGAA
Messenger RNA from Corylus avellana, 1365 nucleotides. It is a transcript of the gene ADK, whose product is annotated as adenosine kinase. The record is from RefSeq and is a predicted model, not a curated record. Gene Ontology annotation, molecular function: ATP binding; AMP kinase activity. Lineage: Eukaryota; Viridiplantae; Streptophyta; Magnoliopsida; Fagales; Betulaceae. Gene Ontology annotation, biological process: nucleobase-containing compound metabolic process.